AUGUCUACUAGAUAUUCUAUUGACUCUGCAUAUGCUUCUAAGAUGGAUGACACUGAUACCGUCAACUCUCGUGGUGCUCAUGUGCGAAAGGCCAGAGGUUGGACCGAUGGCGUUCAAACCAGAUCUGGAACCGCUUCCGCCUCAACGUCCCCUUCACCUAGUGGCAGUACAACAGAUAUCGACCUUGAUCUUGAUUCCCUUUUCAAGCGACUGGAUAAGUAUACCGCCGAGAUGGAGGAGGUAGAAGCGCGGCUGAAACGAAACCGGAGUGCUUCGGACGACUCUGCUCAGCUGAAUAUUAAACGAUUUUCUUUCGAGAUCGACCAACCGCCCAGUGAUGAUGGUAUAGCCAAUAAUCCGGAAAUAUUACCGAGGCCUGAGUCGCCUCAGGCAGAUGGUCAUUGCCACGGCAGAUUCGAAGGUCGCAGAGGCACACACGAGAAACAGAAAGAUGAGGAACUCUUGAGUGAUUGGGCGGAAGACGUUGACGAGCCCUUCCUGAUCAUUCAAAGUAAUGCGAGAUCAUACCCGGAGGGAUUACUCGCCACUCGAACCGACAAGGAUCAACGAUCUGGAGACAAGGAGAAGGUGGUGGUACCACACCGAGUUGUUGAGAGGGAGAGUGAUUUGUACAUUCCAAUCCAGACCAAUACUCCCGCGCGGGCUGAAUGUCUUCCAAAAGAAGUAGUAACAAAAUCACCAAAGACGCCUUGUUCCACGACUUUGACGACAACUUCUCCAUACGCAGAAGACAGGCCUACAUGCCCAGGCUUUCAGAAAGGGGCAACGAGAACAGUGCAAGACCAGAACGGGUUUGUCAGACCGCAAGAUCACGGAUCAAGCAGCACUCCCAACGAGCUUCUGUGCUCAGACAUGGGUGAACCGUGCCGGGAGACCCCAGUCGAGUAUACUUUCCCACCGCGAACCUCGAGCAAAACGUUUUCAAAUGGGGAUAAAGUAGAGCGACCUGUGGAAUCUCCUCCAAAACCAUUCCAACGACGGACGACAGCCGAUCACAGGCAAUCGGUCAGACAUGCCGGAUUCUGGAGCGCUCCACCCUUGCUUCUCCUUGAACAAGACCCUAUACCGUCGCUUCCAUCACUGUCACUUUCGAGCUCUUCCGAGCCUGCCGACACGAGUCGUCCAUUGACCCCUCUCACGCUCUGCUCACCACGCGAAGACCAAAUUCGACGGGAGCUUGAGACUUUCGCACUGCACGAAGGGGCAGAGACCCUGGACUUGAAAUACAAGAGGCAACGACCAUCUCGACUCGAUCUGGUGAGCAGCGACGAGGAUCUGCUGGACGUCGAUGACGAGGAUGUGUCGACAACACAUGAGGCUGGAAAGAAAGAUCGAGGGACCUCUGAGCCCGGCAGACCUCGUCCACGGCGGUCAAAGAGCAUCAUGAGCAUUUUCCAGCGCAGAUCACCAAUCGAGAAGGUCAUCGAUCUCUAUCUCGAUGACGACCCGGAUGAAAAGCCUAACCGACCACAAUCAAUCUGGACGACAAUUUCGAGGAGAGGCUCUCCCACCACCGCAAACAUGCCUCAAAGCCCUCGCGUGCCUCCUUUGCCUGCCAGUAGUCCGGGAUUUCCGACAAAUAUGGGUUGA
This is a messenger RNA of Exophiala bonariae, 1611 nucleotides long. RefSeq lists its product as uncharacterized. The transcript has a single exon. Bases 1 to 1611 code for a protein of 536 amino acids. NCBI's taxonomy places the organism in Eukaryota, Fungi, Ascomycota, Eurotiomycetes, Chaetothyriales, Herpotrichiellaceae. The record is from RefSeq and is a predicted model, not a curated record.